Molecule: messenger RNA, 2158 nt
Organism: Centrocercus urophasianus (Greater sage-grouse)
Lineage: Eukaryota; Metazoa; Chordata; Aves; Galliformes; Phasianidae
Gene: IQUB
Product: IQ motif and ubiquitin domain containing
Exons: 12
Coding region: 1-2112 (703 amino acids)
Biological process (GO): cilium assembly
Cellular component (GO): acrosomal vesicle; motile cilium
Molecular function (GO): protein binding
Source: RefSeq, a predicted model, not a curated record
AUGGAAGGUGCCUCGGAGAGCUGCCCCUCAGGUGUUCCAGCAGGAGCACGGGCAGCAGAGCAGCCUCCUGCGGGGCCCAGGCAGGCUGGCAGCACGGAGCCGUCCAGAGAGGCCCCACCUGGAGAAGGACUCUGUCAUCAGGAGGUGAUGGGAGAUGGCAACCAAGGUGUGCUCGAGCCACAGAACCCCUUCAGUGCGUCACCUGAGAAUGCAUCUCCUGUUGCCGUUACAAAGUCCUCUACAUUACCUGAAUUAAGAAGUUCAGAAAGGGAAGAAGAAACAUCUCAAAAUGCAUCGCUGUCAGAGAAUGUGACAAGUUCAACAGGGACAGGAAGCAUAAUUCAAACUGUUAUGUGGAGUAGGGCUGAAUUUCAUGAAACUACCCAGUCUGAGAAGUUGUGUCUUGACCUGGAACUUUUACCUAGUAAAGCAGCUCAACAGGAUUACCAUAUGCCAGAUGUCAUCACUGUCAGAGUACAGAUGGAUUCUGAGUCAUUCCACGACGUAGCUGUGAAAAUUGAAAGACCUACUUUUCGUAAACCAUUUCUGGGUGGAUUUAAGAACAGAGUAACAGGAGUGGAAUUUCAUAAUGCAGGGUCACAAACGGUACCCAAAAAAAGACCUGAAAAAGGAACUACAUUAUUUUGUAGAGAAACACAGACAGUUUUUGAAAGAAAUAAAUAUCAACAAACAACAAGCCCAACAUCUACACAGAUGACUAAAAGUGGCCUGUAUGUGUCUAACAAAAGUGACAAACUAAUAACUCCUGGAAAGUACCUAACAGCAGAGGAAUACCAUAAGCGUCGACUUGAAGCAGUAAUAGUAUUACAGAAAUACUUUCGUCGUUGGCAUGCUAGAAAUAUAGUACAAAACCUGAAGGAAAAAAAGAGAUUAAGGCUGGCAUGGGAAGCACAACAAGUGUUACAAAGGGAAAAAGAGAAAGAAGACAAACUGAGAAUGGAGCAGGAGAGAAAACUGAACCCUAAAACCAAAGAAGACUUCGACCUGCUUUACCACGCUUUAGAAUCAUGGAGGCAGGAGGAGACGGAACGGAUUAACAGAAUUCUUACUGGAGCUGAAAGAAAGGCAGCACUUUGUGGACUUCUAGAACAAGAGACACAGCUGAUUGCUUCCAUUGGGAGACACAAGCUAAAUGCAGAUGAGGACAAUCAACAGAAAGCAGUGCUGCACUUUCUGGAUAAGUGUGCACAACCUAAGAGAUGGAAAGCAUGUGAUGGAAAAAUCACUGAAAUGGAUACACAAUACACACUCCGUGCCAGAGAACUACUUGAAAUCUACCGCAGUGUUAGCAUGAAUGACAUCCCGAAAGACGAGAGAAGAGAUGUGCUGCUAACACUCAGAGGUACAGUGAAGGAACACAAAUGUGAAUUAACACAGGAAAUAGUGGAAUUAAUUGACAGGGAAGUUGAUCUUAUGUCAAGAGAGGUAAAAGAAUGCAACUUAGAAGGACUGAGGAAAAGAAUUUGUACACUAUUUCUUCAGUAUAUUAAAAUUCCGAAGUUUAACCCUGAAGUUGCAAGGAUACUUAAGGUUCCACCAGAUCCCUUAAAGCUUUAUAAAAACGUUCACUUCUGUCGCAGUUGCGAAAAUUACUUCCCAGCUACUGAGUUUCCUAUUCCUGCUAAUUCCCGCACCGUUGGCAGAUGUCACUUCUGUUGCAAGCUUGAUAAUGAGGCUCGGCAACGAGAAUCAUUUCUGAAGUACAGACUGAUUCUAGAAAGUCUCAGAAAGUCUGAAGCUGAUUAUAAGGACGAUGCUAGAAUUGUUUUCUUAGUUCAGCAGCAGCAUCUGCAGUACAUGAUUGAGAACAUAUGGGGCUGUCAGUCAGCUCUUAGUUCUUGCAAUGACCUCUAUGAUUUGGUUAUGGUCAGAUGGGAUAAGCAGCAAGAGUGGUCUCCAUGGAACACUAUUCUCCUCACUAAAGAUGAAGCUGAUGCACAUCUUAAGCUGCAUAACCUUCAAGAGGCUUAUGAAGCAUCAUUUAUUCAUGGAAUAAAGCAGAAGCAUAUCCGGGCAAAAAAGUACUUUGCUCAGAUCCCAGUGAUGACAUCACUUUUCCACAGGAGUGACAAGCAGGCUAAUGCAAGUUAAUUUUUAAAAGCUAUCCUUAUUCCUACUCAUAGGAAAACGUAACUCU